UACACAAAAAUGACAUUAAAUUUAGAAUAUAAAAAUAAAUUUAAUAGUAUUUGGUAUUUAAGUGAUAUUGGGGUUUUACCUUCAAUCACUGGUAAAUCAUUAGGUAAAAUUUUAAUCAAUUAUUGUGUUGAAAAUUUUGUUGGUCAAGAUUCUUGGGUUUAUUUAGAAAGUUCAAACAUUAUCAAUAGAAAGUUUUAUACAAAGUUAGGUUUCACUGUAGCUAAUACUUUUGCUAUCAAUGAAGAUGACAUUAUUGUUAAUAAUAUUAACAUUGAUAACGUUCAAGAUUUAAAGAUUUUAAAUGGUUUCAAUGAUUUCAUCUUAUUGGAUGCAAUGUUUAGACCUCCAAGUAAUAUUACCAUUGAAAGAGAAAGUUAUAAGAUUACAACUUCUGAUAAAGUUGCUGUACCUAUCAAUAAUCCUGUUCCUAUUUCAAAUACUACUAUUCCCGUGGUUAAACCAAUUGAACAAAUUGGUAAUUCAAUUAGUACUUCCGUCUCGACUCAUGCGUGA
Yamadazyma jaroonii is the source of this 513-nucleotide messenger RNA. Lineage: Eukaryota; Fungi; Ascomycota; Pichiomycetes; Serinales; Debaryomycetaceae. The record is from the annotation of a GenBank genome assembly.